ACAAUAACUGAUGAACAAAAGAUUAAAGAUAUCUUACUAAAAGCAUGCAAUUAAAUUUCGUUUCAGCUCAUGCAUGCAGUAGAGUAAAUUGUGCAAAAUAGUAGCGAUUAGACAAUAGAAAGCGCUUUAGUUGCGUUCACUGUAAUGACAAUGAAAUAAAUGGGAUUACGUAACUGGACUUCGCACCACAAGRAAAGAGUAUUGUUCUUUCCCUUUUUUAUCUGAAAUGUUUAUUUUAUUUGCAAAGCUGGAACCUCCCCUUUUUACAGAAGAAUUGAAAAUCGUUAGGCUUAAGUUUGUUAAAAUAAAGAUAGAGUCAUCAUUCCAGCAAGACUCUUUUGUUAGACUAAAGUUUUAGGUUGCCUUUUGUUAAAUAUUGCUAUAAAGGAGCCGAUAACCAUUCAGUCAUAAUGUAAGCUUUUUCAAAUGGUAAAAUGGCAYAAUUCUGGCGACCAUUCGAAGAACUUGAAACGGUCCAACAUCAACCACCAGUGAGUCAGAAUUCAGUUCCAUCAGCCAAGAAAUCUAGACGUUUACCUAUUUCAGAGRAAGAACGAGUARUUGUACUUGAGACUUACGCAAUAUUUUCAGGGUGGGAUGAGAUACUCCAACACGUCAAGCAGCGCAUUAAUGUUCGUGGUAAUAGAAAUAUAAAAGAGUAUUAUUCAAGUACAGCACGAGAGGCUAUCAUUAAAAGGAUUCGCCGAAUCGUAAGCCAAAAUGUUGCGGUGGCUCAGAGAGUUCCAAAUCAACAGGAUCACACAUCCGCUACGCAAUCGGUCCGAAUGUCCCAGACCAUCUUAGAGGCUAAGACAAGAUAUUCAACUAAAAGCAGUCCAGAAGAAAGAGCAAAGGCGAAGUUCAGUUWCGCAAAUCUGGAUGAUGAUUCCGAGGAAGAGGAGGAAGAAGAAAUCACAGUSCAAGCCAACUCUGCUGUAAAAGAGCCAGCCUCGUCACAGGAUGCCGCAGUGGGAAAAUGUAAGAAGAGGAAGAAAUCUAAAGGAAAGUCGAUGGCUGCAAACAAGGCGCACACCGAAAUGUGUUCAAAGGCCAUGAAAAUGAUGGACAGAAUUGAUACAUUUUUGAAUAGAUUUGAAAGUGAAGACGAAACAGAUUGAAAAAAGUUUAAAAAAAAGAUUGAGACUUAACGCAAUUUGGCUGUUUUGUUAGCUGUAGGUACAUUGUAUUCAGUCUUGAAAAUACAACAAUAAACAUAUCAAA
Messenger RNA from Actinia tenebrosa (Australian red waratah sea anemone), 1221 nucleotides. RefSeq lists its product as uncharacterized. Lineage: Eukaryota; Metazoa; Cnidaria; Anthozoa; Actiniaria; Actiniidae. The record is from RefSeq and is a predicted model, not a curated record.